AACCAUGUCGAGACCUGAACAGAUCGCCCCUCCAGAGGUAUUCUACAAUGAUUCCGAGUCUCACAAAUAUACAUCAUCCACACGUGUCCAGCACAUUCAGGCCAAGAUGACCUUAAGAGCUUUGGAAUUGUUAAAUUUGGACACUCAAGAUCCUCAUUUCAUCCUUGAUUUGGGAUGUGGUUCUGGAUUAUCAGGAGAGAUUCUCACUGAAGAAGGAUAUAACUGGGUAGGAAUGGAUAUUUCACCAAGUAUGUUGGCCACCGGUUUGGACAGAGAAGUGGAAGGAGAUCUUUUUUUGAGUGAUUUGGGUAAUGGUGUACCUUUUAGAGCAGGUACUUUUGAUGCCGCAAUUUCUAUUUCUGCCAUUCAGUGGUUGUGUAACGCUGAUACUGCCAAUGUGGACCCCAAGAAGAGAACCUUGACCUUCUUCAACACCUUAUACGCAUCAUUGAAGAGAGGAGGCAAAUUCGUGGCCCAGUUCUAUCCUAUGAACGACUCACAAACCGAAACUAUCUUAUCUUGUGCCAAAGUGGCUGGGUUUGGUGGUGGUUUGAUUAUCGAUGACCCUGAAUCGAAGAGACACAAAAAAUACUACUUAGUGUUGACUGCCGGUAUGGCUGAAAGAAACAUCAACUUGACAGGUGCCGAAAUGGAUGCCCCAGACACUGUCAAGAAGCCAAACAGAAAGCUGCUCAAGAAGAUGGAAAGUAAGAAGGAUUUCAUCGCCAGAAAGAAGGAAACUAUGAGAAGAAGAGGUAAAAAGGUGGCCCUUGAUUCCAACUUCACCGGAAGAAAGAGACGUCCUCGUUUCUAAGCAACUACCCAUUAUGUAUAUUAGUCUAGCAUCGUAUAACAUACCUAUGUAUACCUUUUUAAUUCAUUCAUGUGUC
Suhomyces tanzawaensis NRRL Y-17324 is the source of this 890-nucleotide messenger RNA. RefSeq names its product 18S rRNA (guanine1575-N7)-methyltransferase (gene BUD23). Lineage: Eukaryota; Fungi; Ascomycota; Pichiomycetes; Serinales; Debaryomycetaceae. The transcript has a single exon. The record is from RefSeq and is a predicted model, not a curated record. Gene Ontology annotation, molecular function: rRNA (guanine) methyltransferase activity. Gene Ontology annotation, cellular component: nucleolus. The coding region runs from base 5 to 814 and encodes 269 amino acids. Gene Ontology annotation, biological process: rRNA (guanine-N7)-methylation.